AAGGAGAAUACAAACAGUUCCAGGGGGAUGGGGACUCUGCUUAUGGGAUUACCUCACCAUCACUUGUCAUGUAAAAAACACGAACCAAGUCAGUUCUAAUGUUUAGCAAACUAAGACAAAAACACAACCCUGCAACUUUCAACACCUACGAUAACACAAAACGUACUACAAGUAGGACUUUUCUGUUACACAUUCAGUCAUAAGGAUAACUGUGGCGAGACUGUCAGAUGUAGGACCCGAUUCUGUUAACGUCAUCACAGCGCGACGAAAACUGAAGAGUGAGAGGGGCGGGGCUAAACGGGAACCUCGGUGGCAGUUGGGGAGGUGUCAUGGCUGCUUCUGUGGGGGAAUCGGGUUAUCCCCGAGGCAUUGACAUGAAUCCGGAUCAAAGCUGCAGCUUCUACCACGAGGUCCUGGUUGGUAUCCUCCGCUCCCUCCAAACCCUGGCAGACAAGUGCUGUUUUGCCCUUUUGAAGCUUAACCUUGGAGAUGAUGUGGUGAAAAUUACAAUCGAUUGGAACAAGCUUCAGAGCCUCUCAGCACUCCAGCCAGCAUUGCUCUUUAGUGCUCUUGAACAACAUGUUUUAUAUUUUCAGCCUUUUUUAGAAAGACUUCAGUGCCUGAUUAAAGAGGAAAAUAUAACUGCCAUUGAAGAGGCUGAUAAAACAAAAACAAGCAACAAAAAUGAUACAAAAAUAUGCCCUGGUGAUAACCCAUGUGCUGAUGAAAAACACAAAGAUUGUCAUUUGGGAGUUCUUAAAGACAAGCAAAUUAACUUUGAUCCAGAAGUAGUCCAGAUAAAAGCUGGAAAAGCAGAAAUUGACAGGAGAAUAUCAGCAUUCAUUGAACGAAAGCAAGCUGAGAUAAAUGAAAACAAUGUCAGAGAAUUUUGUAAUGUAAUUGAUUGUAAUCAAGAGAAUAGCUGUGCAAGGACUGAUGCUGUUUUUACUCCUUAUCCAGGGUUUAAAAGUCAUGUCAAGGUUUCUAGGGUUGUGAAUACCUAUGGCCCACAAACUAGAGCUGAAGGAACACAGGGAACUGGUCAUAAAAUUAGUAACAUGCUUCGUGAUUGUGGGAACCAGGCUGUAGAAGAACGACUGCAAAAUAUUGAAGCUCAUUUGCGAUUGCAUACAGGUGGUCCAGUACCUAAAGACAUUUAUCAGAGAAUUAAAAAACUUGAGGAUAAAAUCUUGGAAUUGGAAGGCAUUUCCCCAGAAUAUUUUCAAUCUGUUUUUGUUGCUGUUCCCUCCAAGUAUACUUCUUUUUGCUGCCCAGAAUUUUUCUGGAAAAAGAAGAAAAGUGCAACCACCACAACAGAACUAUUCAUUGGCUGAACUUGAUGAGAAAAUUACUGCCCUUAAACAAGCUCUCCUAAGGAAAUCAAAUGAAACAGAAUCCAUGGUCACUGAUCAGCUUCCAUAAUGAAGUCUCUUCAUCAAUGACAUUUUUGUCACAAUGUAACUUAAGAAUCUCUUUAGACAGACUUUACACCAAAAUAUUUUCUUUGAGUUUUGCUACAAGUGUGUUAGAAUGUUAGUCCUACAAAUAAAUAAGUAAAACUAUUAGUUUAUUUUAAAACAUUUUGUGAAUACUUUGAAAAUAGAAGUGUCUAAAUUUAUUCCCUUCUGUUUUUAAGAAGGUGUUUUAGCAUUGUUGUUUUUAGAAAGUUAAAAACAUUAAUUUGCAAAAUUGUAUUUUUAUCUGUAAUUAUUUGUGGACCGGGAAGACCAAAAUUUUAUUUUUUCAAUAUUGGUGUUUAUUGUUUUGAUUUUUUAAAUAAUAUCCUGUUUUUAUAGUGUCUGUUUUUAAAUACCCUUGUUUAUAUAAAUAAAUGAAAUUUUCAUGUACCUUAA
Messenger RNA from Monodelphis domestica (gray short-tailed opossum), 1853 nucleotides. It is a transcript of the gene MBIP, whose product is annotated as MAP3K12 binding inhibitory protein 1. Lineage: Eukaryota; Metazoa; Chordata; Mammalia; Didelphimorphia; Didelphidae. The record is from RefSeq and is a predicted model, not a curated record.